Molecule: messenger RNA, 1044 nt
Organism: Gopherus evgoodei (Goodes thornscrub tortoise)
Lineage: Eukaryota; Metazoa; Chordata; Testudines; Testudinidae
Gene: XCR1
Product: X-C motif chemokine receptor 1
Exons: 1
Coding region: 1-1044 (347 amino acids)
Biological process (GO): G protein-coupled receptor signaling pathway; immune response; chemotaxis
Cellular component (GO): membrane
Molecular function (GO): chemokine receptor activity
Source: RefSeq, a predicted model, not a curated record
AUGGAUGAAUCCAGCUUUGACUUAAACUCAUUUCCAGACUACUAUGAGGAGUAUGGGAACUUGACUAAUUAUACUGGCUCUGGUAAUGUGUGUGAAAUGGAUGACCUCCACGCAUUUGGUGCCCAUCUCACCACCAUCCUGUACUCUCUUGCGUUUGUUCUUAGCCUGCUGGGAAAUAGUUUGGUGUUAUGGAUCCUGAUGAAGUAUGAAAGCCUUGUGUCUUUAACAAACAUCUUCAUCAUGAACCUUUGCAUCUCCGACCUGGUCUUCUCUUGCAUGCUGCCCUUCUGGAUUGUGUAUCAUUUGCAUGGAUGGAUUUUUGGUGAUUUCCUCUGCAAGGCUGUGAAUACUGUUUUCUCCAUCAGCUACUACAGUGGUAUUGUCUUUUUGACCAUAAUGACUAUUCUCCGGCAUAUGGCAGUUGUGAACCCUUUGUCAACCUUGAGUACUCAGACACGCCAGUGUGGCAUUCAGGUGAGCUUGGCCAUUUGGACUGCUAGCAUAUUAGUUGUGGUUCCUGAGAUGAUUUUCACCCAAGUGCAAACUGAUCUGGAUGGUUUCAGUACCUGCGAUUACACUGACUUACAUUGGAAAAGGGUAGAAAUUUAUCAGCGAAAUGUCUUCUUUCUCUUUUCCUUUACUGUUAUUGUAUUUUGUUACGUCAAGAUACUGAAAAUUCUGCUCAGAACAAGAUCUCAUAGGAAGCACAGAACUGUGAGACUCAUCUUUACCAUUGUGGUAGCUUUUUUCCUGAGUUGGGCACCUUAUAAUAUAUUCUGUUUCCUGCAAACUUUGCCAGCUCAUUACAUCUUUCUGAACUGUGAGAUUCAAAAAAACAUUGCAUAUGCCUUCUACAUCAGCCGCAAAAUUGCCUUUUCCCACUGCUGCCUCAACCCUGUGCUCUAUGUAUUUGUUGGAGUCAAAUUCAGAAGACAUUUGAUGCACCUAUGCAAUUACCUCUGGCCAUGCAAUAAUGGGAAAAUCUCCAGCCCCAGGAUUUAUUCUCAUGGCAAAUUCCACUAUGAAGAUGCUUCCAUUUACUGA